Messenger RNA from Ziziphus jujuba (common jujube), 1816 nucleotides. RefSeq lists its product as uncharacterized. NCBI's taxonomy places the organism in Eukaryota, Viridiplantae, Streptophyta, Magnoliopsida, Rosales, Rhamnaceae. The transcript has 6 exons. The record is from RefSeq and is a predicted model, not a curated record. Bases 621 to 1631 code for a protein of 336 amino acids.
CGAUUUCAAUUUGAAAUCCAGAAGGUACAAAAAAGCAAAAAGAGAGAGAAAAUUCAUACCCCUAAAAAAAUAAAAAAAUAAAAAACCCAGUCGUUUCGAUUUUCAGACUCAAAAGACCCUCCCGCAAAAUUUCUUAACGGCUCUCAAUCGGAGUCUCUCUAAUCUCAGAGACCUUACAUCAUCAGCCUUGUGUUUUUUAGGGUUUCAUUUCAUCUAAUUCGAAAGAGAUUGCAGAGCCAGAGAGAGUUUUUCUGCAUCCAAAAAGAGCGAAAAGAAAAUUCAGACCCGACCCAAAAACCCUCUCGUUUCGAUUUCAGACUCCAAAAACCCUCUCGCAAUUUUCUUGACGGUAACGGCUCUCCAUCAGUGUUAGGGUUUCAUUUCAUCGAAGAGAUUGCAGAGCCACUGCGAAUUUUUCUGCAUCCAAAAUAUUUGCUUUGGCUCCCGAACGAAACCCAACCCUCUUGUAAACUCUAGGUUUGGGGGUUUUCUAAUCUCGGCCAUUUUUUGGGUACAAAUUUUCUGAUUCUUGCGAUUUUAAAUUCUAAUUUUUUGAUCCAGUCGAAGAUUUAGGGUUAAUUUAGGGGUUUCUGAGAACAAUUAAAAAAAAGAAGAAAAGAAUGGAUCUUCCUCGGGAAAUCGAUGAUUACAUCAAAGAAUCGAUCGACUACUCCUUAGGCCUCCCGGUGUCGCAAAACAUUCUCGAAUUGAAACUUCAAGCUUCAGAAGAAGCGCGAAGACGGCUUCGAGACCAGUACUUACACCUUCAAUCAAAAUUGAAGGAAAAAGACAUAGCGAUUGACCGUGCUAAGGCUGAAUCAAAUAUGAAUGCUCUGGCUUUGAAGAAGUUCAUUGAGGAAAACCAGAAAUUGGCAUCCGAGUGUGCCCAUCUCUUAAGUCAGUGCAACAAAUGGGAGACAGAGUGCUCGCUGUACGAUCACGACCGCGAAGCACUGAUGGAUUUUGGCAACGAGGCCGAUCAACGCGCCAAGGAGGCUGAGCUUCAUGUUCAAGUCUUGGAGGAGGAGGUGAGAGAGUUAUCAGAAGAAUUGAAGUUCUACAAGAAUGAAUAUGAGGCCCAUGUGGUUGAUGCAUCUGCCCCGGGAACAGCUGCGGAGGAGAGUCUCCUUGAGUCUGUUUUAGCAACAUUGAUUACUGAAGAUGAAGCUGUAUCUGGACGUGCAUUUUUGGAGGCCAAUAAUGGACAUGAGCCAUGCCAAAGAAUGCUAAAAAUGUGGAAUGACUUGAAGCCAUUGACUGUAAAAGUUCUAUCACUAGCUGCUGAAUUGAAGUCACAUGAGAAGGAUAAGGAACAUCUAAGGACUAACCUUUGCAGAGCUGAAGAGGAGGUCAAUUUGCUUUUUAAAGAAAAUAACAUGCUUGAUGAGGAGAACAGAAGAUUACUGAAGCUGUACAACAGGGAAAGAAACCAUCAAGGUUCUAAUGGAAAGCAUACCAGCACUGCUUCAGCCAAGUCAAAUAAGCGAAAAUCUAGCUCCAAGAUGAGUAGCCCAAUUGAGAAGAAGAUCGAUUUCAGUGAGCAAGAUUCAGCAAGAAAGCCCCUAUCACCACUGCUACUGAACUCUCCUGAGUCUAGGACGCUUACUAAAGUGCUAGAUAAUUCAUCCUGAAUAGUCUGGUGGUUUUAACUUCUUUUUUUUUUUUUCGCUUUUUAAGGAGAAAAAGAAAUCAUCAUUGAUAGCUUUUGUUCACAGGACUGUUAUAAUUGAGCUUAAGAUUGUAGAAUGAACAACAAAAUUGUUGUUUGUAAGAAAUGUUUCUAGGUUUUUCAAGGAACGAAACGGUACUUCUAAUC